CACGCUUUAUCCAAUAUGGCGCUAUUCAUAUGCACACAAAAAAUUUGCGCUAGAAGUAGGGCAUUCACUAUCCAGUUAUAAUAUUAAGUUAAAAUAUAAAAGUUCAAUUAAAAUAUAAAAAAGUUAUAAUAUAAAGUUAAAAUAUAAAAGUCCAGUUAAAAUAUAAAAAAAAAAAUCAGUGAUUUAUAUGUCCAUGUCGAGGACAAAAAGCGGGACACCUCCACAUAUAUUCUAAUUUAUCAAUAAUGGAUACAAUUACGAUGGAUCUUUACGAAAUGCUUGGUGUGGAGCAUCAAGCUCCACUUGCAGAGAUUAAAAGAGCGUAUCGUAAGAAAGCCUUAACUUGUCAUCCUGACAAAAAUCCUGAUAAUCCAAGAGCAGUGGAAUUAUUUCGCGAACUCUCAAAAGCAUUAGAAAUAUUAACGGAUACAAAAGCUAGAGCUGCAUAUGAUAAAGUUAUUACUGCCAGAAAACAAGCGGCAGAACGCGUUAAAGAAUUUGAUGUGAAGAGAAAAAAAUUAAAGGAAGAUUUGGAGGCACGCGAAGAGGCUUACAAGAGAUCAUUGGAUCCUACAUAUAACACCAAAUCCGAUGAGGAACGAUUGAAAGCUGAAAUAGAAAGAUUGCAAAAAGAAGGAUCCAAACAAGUAGAGGAGGAGAUAGCCUUUGUACAAAGGCAAAUUUGGAAACAAUUUCAUUCCUCAGAAGAUUCUAACAUAGAAGAUUUUAGAAUAAAAAUUAGAUGGAAGGCACAAAAAGACGAUCCAACAAAUGGUGGAUACAACCAUGAUAAUCUACAUAGAAUAUUUUCAAAAUAUGGAGACAUAGCAGCUCUUGUUGUGUCAUCUACAAAAAAAGGCAGAGCAAUGGUUGAAUUUGGAAAUAAAAGUGCAGCAGAAACAGCUCUUUUAAUAGAGAUUGGAUUAGUCGAGAACCCCCUAAUACUUCGUGGUUUAUGGGAUACAACGAAACAUUCAACUACUACAAAAAGUACAAAUUCUAGUAUUGGACAACCGUUUUCUGUAAAUACACCUUUGAAAAGUAAAAUAAGUUCAUCUCUGAGUUUUGCUUCUGCACCUGAUAUAUUCACGCAGCAGGCAACAAUGUCAGAUGCAGAAUUUGAAAGUUCUGUAUUAUCUAAUUUAAGAAGAGCAGAGAAACGCAAACAGUUAUUAGAAGAAUUAAAGGCACAGGAAGGAACUUAAUUUCAUCUUCAAUUAUAUUCAAUUAUAUCAUAUUUGGAUAUCUUCGCUAUAUUUAUUUUUUCUAUGAGAGAUUAUAUAUUGAUAGUAA
Molecule: messenger RNA, 1293 nt
Organism: Camponotus floridanus (Florida carpenter ant)
Lineage: Eukaryota; Metazoa; Arthropoda; Insecta; Hymenoptera; Formicidae
Product: dnaJ homolog subfamily C member 17
Exons: 7
Coding region: 246-1205 (319 amino acids)
Biological process (GO): spliceosomal complex disassembly
Cellular component (GO): spliceosomal complex
Molecular function (GO): RNA binding
Source: RefSeq, a predicted model, not a curated record